AUGGAUUUGCAAGCGAUGGAUCGGCGUCACAGGAUUGGGGAAACAAAACAUGUUCAUGUUUACAGGCUAACUAGCUCAGGUCGAAUUCUAAAAAGAGCUUUUAGCAAGUUGAAGCUUGAGCAUGUGGUGAUCGAGAAAGGACAGUUUAAGCAAGAAAGAACCAAGGUAGAUAGAAGUGAUGUCAUGACGGAGGAGGAAUUGCUAGCGCUUCUUCGAGAUGAAGAAGACGGAAAUGAUAAGUGGAUACAAAUGAGCAUUAGUGACAAAAAUUUGGAGAAAAUUUUGGAUCGCAACGAUCUGAUUGUGAAUUCUUCAGAUAACAAAAACCAUGAGGCAAAGCCAUUCCCUAUUCCUCUUAAAGGACCUGGUUGGGAAGUUGUUAUCCCAACAGCAACUGGUGGAAUGCUGUCGACCCUCAACAGUUGA
Messenger RNA from Fraxinus pennsylvanica, 426 nucleotides. Lineage: Eukaryota; Viridiplantae; Streptophyta; Magnoliopsida; Lamiales; Oleaceae. The record is from the annotation of a GenBank genome assembly.